AUGGAGCUCGAGCACAACGGGUUCCUAGAUCUCACGCUCUCCGUCACCGACCUGGAACUGCACCUCGGCGUCCAGCCUGCCAAGCAAAGCCCUACUCGCAUCUACUCCUGCAACUACUGCCAUCGGAAGUUCGUAAGCUCGCAGGCGCUAGGCGGGCACCAGAAUGCGCACAAGCGCGAGCGCAGCUUAGCAAAGAGGAUUCGCGAGCUGCGGGGGAGGGGCGCCGGCCACGCUGCUGCGAACGGCGGGUGCAGCCGGAGGCGCACUUUCUUUUUCACGGGACGCGGCAUGGAGGUCUUCAAUGACGCGGCGAUGUUCGACGGGAGAGAAAGCGUCGGCCUUUCUCCGGGUGGAGCGCGGCCGGUGAGGGCGUGGACGGGGAGCUGUGGCGUCUCGGAAGAUAAAGAGGAGUUCGACCUGCGUCUCAGGUUCUGA
This is a messenger RNA of Spirodela intermedia, 435 nucleotides long. The record is from the annotation of a GenBank genome assembly. NCBI's taxonomy places the organism in Eukaryota, Viridiplantae, Streptophyta, Magnoliopsida, Alismatales, Araceae.